AUGGACAAACAACGAAAAUCACAAUGGAUAUGUCAAACAUGUAAAAAUAGUGUACCCAAAUCUGACAACCAAAAUACACCACUACGGGGAUCAUAUUGUACACCUGAAGAACUUAAUCCUCCGUCAAGUGAAAACUUGCCUGUUUUUAACCAAAUAUCGCCCGAACACAACAAUAUCACUAUAAGGAAGCGAAUAGAAAACACCAAAAACGACACAGCAAACUCAGAUGACCUAAGCCUGCUAGGAGACACACUAAAUACAGAUGACAGAGACACCACCUUGUUGAAGAACCUGAACGAAACAAUAGUAUUACACCUGAAAGAAAAUAACCAAUUAAGAUUUGAAGAAUUGAAAAGAUUUGUUUCGGAAUUNAACCUGAACGAAACAAUAGUAUUACACCUGAAAGAAAAUAACCAAUUGAUAGUUGCAGAGCUGAAAAAUACUAUACAAUCUGAAAUUCAAAAAGCAAUUUCGAAAUUAAGAGAAGAAGUUAACGACAAAACGAAUACACUGUCAGAACAAAAUUUGAAAACAAAUGAAGACAUAAAGUUAAUAAGCACUAAGAUAAAAAAACUACAAAUGGAAAAUGAAAAAUUGAAACAGGAAAUAGAAAAUUUAUCAACCAAGGGAAUGUUACCUGCGAGCAGAACGGAAUGCUGUGAUACAAACACUAAGAAAAUUGUACUUUACGGCUUCGUCGAAUAUUACAAAGAGCCUGAACACGACCUGCACAACAGACUCAUUGAAUUAUUCCAAGAAACCAUGAAUGUAAACCUAAUGGGAUAUAUAGAAAAUAUGUACAGAAUAGGAAGAACCGGUAAAAAUAACCGCCCACUUGUAAUUGAGCUACUGAGCAAGCGGAUGGCGAAAUACGUGACUAAUAACAGUCAUUGCUUCAAAGGAACCCGACUCUCAAUAUCUACAUUUUUGGACGAGACCGCAAGAAAGGAAAGAUACUUACUACGGGAAGAGAUGAUUAAGGCAAGAAAAAAGGGUAUGCAUGCAAUAAUCCGCAAUAACCAACUAUUUGUAGACGGGAAAAAGAUGGAAAUAAAGCAAGACACGAGCCCUAAACAAGAUAACUACAACAUUAUAAAUGAACCAAGAGACUACCAGAUAAAGAGCAAAAAUGGUAUAGAAACACACCCACCAGGACAGUCUAGCAAGAACAUUCAGAAUAAUUUAUUUCGAAACCACAGAUCUACAAUUUAAAACGCUAUUUCAAAACAUACAGAGUCUCUAUAACAAGAAACAUAUACUAGAAGCCUUUAUAGACCAAAAACCAAUAUACAAUGCAAUAUGCAUAACUGAGUCCUGGCUAACACCUGAAAAGCUGGAAAAUAUGCAUGUUACCGGUUAUAAAAUAGCAUCCUCAUUCUCCAGAACCAAACGAACUGGUGGUGGGGUGUGUAUCCUACUGCAAGAAAAUAUUGAAUAUAAAGAAAUAAUUGCUCUCACUAAUAUGUCUAUUGAGUAUGUUUUAGAAGUGUGUGCAUGUGAAUUAUUAAACGAAAAUUUACUACUAGUAACUAUGUAUUGGAAUAGAAGAGAGGAAGAUGUCUUUCUUAACCAACUAAAACUAAUUCUAAAAUAUA
Messenger RNA from Ostrinia furnacalis (Asian corn borer), 1595 nucleotides. RefSeq names its product synaptonemal complex protein 1-like. The coding region runs from base 1 to 1212 and encodes 403 amino acids. NCBI's taxonomy places the organism in Eukaryota, Metazoa, Arthropoda, Insecta, Lepidoptera, Crambidae. The record is from RefSeq and is a predicted model, not a curated record. The transcript is spliced from 2 exons.